Anthostomella pinea is the source of this 1842-nucleotide messenger RNA. NCBI's taxonomy places the organism in Eukaryota, Fungi, Ascomycota, Sordariomycetes, Xylariales, Xylariaceae. The record is from the annotation of a GenBank genome assembly.
AUGUCUGGUCGCGGGAAGAGUCCGAAGAUCGGCAAGAUCGUGCCAUUCAGCGAGAGAGGCUCGUGUGCAACGAUCCAGGAGAUAUGGAGAGUAGACCGCCACCACCAGCGGCAGGAACUCGAUCGCUCCAUCGUCAGGUUCGACGACGUCGAGUCGAGAUCAAUCGAACACGCCAUCAUUGCAAAGUACCAACCGGGUAUUGGAGGCUCCUGUCUAGCGGCUUUCACAGUACAAAGUCCCUACCUCCUCAACUUCCUGUCGAAGGUGUUCAAGGACUAUCCUGACAUCGACACCGCCCCGAACGAAUUCAAGUUCAAAGAGCCCUUCCUCCUGUUCUUCUAUCGCUGGGACCUUUUCGAGCAGCUCAUGCUUGAGGAGAACGAUGAGAAGGUCUUGAGCCAUGUCAGACUGCUCUACGACCUUGUCAGAAAGGAAGUCGAGCCGAAAAAGGAAAAGGUCCGCGACUUCCGCCUGAAGGGCCUGAUUGACUUCGAUCACGUCUUCGCGCUUUUCGAGCCAGGAACGGAGACCGGAAAGACAGGGUACGGGUUGUAUCCGGGGGGUUCGACUUGGGACGGAAUCGGCGCGAAUUCUGGCCAUUUCGCGUUUGCACGCCAGUAUGUCGACGGCAACGGAAAAGAGCUGGGUUAUGUGACAACCAGUGGACAUAUCUCUAAGUUCUCUGGCACGAGACGCAUCACGGAGCUGUCAUGCUUCCCCAUUUCUGAGCUCGCCGACAACACCUUGCGUGCCAAACUCGUCGAACGAGGCCGCCGCUUCGCGCAACUCAAUGGCUACCGUUACAAGUCGUACUUUGGAUAUGUCAUCAUCCCGGAGACUGGGCCUCGCCGCAUCUACAGUAACUACGUCGCUCGAGGAAGGAUCAUCAUCGACCCGAAGACUUACGUCAGGUAUAAUUCGAGCUAUACGUCGGAGGACUUCACGAGCAUCAUAUCAAGGAACGCGCCGAAGGAGAAGCCCGAGACCAGAUCGGACGCCUCCGGGGUGCACGAGUCUCGGGUAGAGCAAAAAGGCGAACCUGAUUCAGGCCAUGGAGAGCUUCUGACGGAGGACCAGUACGCGCUGUGCAGCCCGUAUGUCCGGGGAUAUUGCUUGACCAACAAGUCAUGGGCCAAAUUCAGCGUCGACGAUGUGAGCGAGAUCGUCUGGAAUGACAAGGCUUUCGAAAGCCUAGUGCUGAGCCCCGAAUAUAAGAAAGUCCUGCUCGCCUCAGUGGAUGCCCAGCUGUCGAAAGCGGACGUCUUCGAUGAUGUGAUCCACGGCAAAGGCAAGGGCAUCAUUAUGAUGCUACAAGGAGAGCCCGGCACUGGCAAGACUUUGAGUGCCGAGUCGAUCGCCGAGGAGAUGAAGCAGCCACUCUACAUUAUGAGAGCCGGCGAGCUGGGUGAGGUAGCCUCGGAGGUCGAUACGAAGCUUGAGAGCAUCCUCGACAUGUGCACCACCUGGGGUGCCGUUCUGCUCCUCGACGAGUGCGAUGUCUUCCUCGAGAAGCGCAGGGAGGCGAGCAUGAGCAAGACCAAGCUCGUUGCUGUCUUCCUUCGAUUGCUCGAGUACUACCAAGGUGUCAUGUUCCUCACGACCAACCGCAUCGCCUCGAUCGACCAGGCCUUCGAGUCUCGCAUCCACCUGACGAUCCAUUUCCCACCCCUGGACAUCACGGCACGGCUCGCGAUCUGGCAGAACUUCAUCAAGACAUCUGACAAUCCGGCUUCCGACCCCCCUUCUGCUGCCCAUCAGUCGAAGUGUCAGCUUGAGCAGGGUGAUCUUCUCCGCAUGGCAGAGCUUGACCUGAAUGGACGCCAGAUCAAGAAUGUCGUGUAG